This is a messenger RNA of Danio rerio (zebrafish), 1236 nucleotides long. The record is from RefSeq and is a predicted model, not a curated record. Lineage: Eukaryota; Metazoa; Chordata; Actinopteri; Cypriniformes; Danionidae.
GAUCAGUCUGAGGGUCAACGUCCCACACUGAGAAACAAACACACACAUCUGUUCUGAGCUCCAACAGAAACCAUGCUCAAGUUUCUCUCUUUAUUGCUAAUUUCAACAUUAGCAGUUUUUGCAGCGAAUGCGAGUCCAUCAGGACGUGUCCAGCGCUCCAUCGGCAGACCUUUCAGAUCAAUGCUGACCGUCCAUAACGGGAUGAGAUGGGGAUCAUGGGGUCAGAAAGAGAUGUGUCCAACUGGGAUGUACGCCGCAGGAUUUAGUCUAAAGGUGGCAGGUAUGUGGGAGUCUCUGCUGGUUGGCGAUAACACAGCGCUCAAUGGGAUUCGUCUUCAUUGCAUCAACCCAUCUAAAAAAUCCUCUGCUCCAUAUGAUGAUUACGCCACUGUUCAGUCAGAUGUAGGAAGCUGGGGAAAAUGGUCAGAUAUCAAAUGGUGCCCAAGUGGAUUCCUGAUGUCUUUUCAAUUGAGAGUGGAGCCCUACCAAGGGACCUGGGAUGACACGGCUGCAAACAACAUCAGGUUUAAAUGCAGUGUAAACGCAGAAGAGCUGCAGGGGUCUGGGAUGUCCUGGGGCGAAUGGGGCGACUGGAGCGAGACCUGUGGAGGAACCGGAAUCUGUGGGAUCGAGACUAUGGUGGAGGAACCGCAGGGUGUAGCAGACGACACCGCACUCAAUGACCUGCGCAUCUACUGCUGCGACUGAACUACACUGACAGAAUGAUGCAUUGCAUUUACUACAUUUCUUUAAGGUAAGAGGUUACAAACAAUUUACAUGGGCUGAAUUUAAACAAGCAAAUAAAGUUGAACAUUACUACAUUUAAUUUGUUUGUUCAAAUUCAGCCUAUUUAAGUUGCUUGCAACCACUUACCUUAAAGAAAACGUAUUAAAUCCAAUGCAUCAUUUAUUAGUGCACAGAAGAGCAUUGCUUAAAGGCUCAGAAGAUCAUAAUGUCUGUCUGAGAAUGAUUUUCUUUUUCAAAUAUUUCCUAAAUGAUGUUAAGGAUUUUUUCACAGUAUUUCCUGUAAUAUUUUUUCUCAGGUCAAUAUUAUUAGCCCCCUUAAACAAUAUAUUUUUUGGAUUGUCUACAGAACAAACCACUGUUAUACGAUGACUUGCCUAAUUAGUCUAACUUUAGCACGGCAAGGCACGUUUAUUUAUAUAGCACAUUUCAUACACUGUGGCAAUUCAAAGUGCUUUACAUAAGGAAUAAAAGAGAAGUUGUAAUCCAGCA